AUGGCAAACAAUCAAUUCAUCAUCACCAUCUCCAUCCUAGCCCUCCUAGCAGCAACCACCGCCGCCCAUGAGGUAACACCCCUCAAACAAGACAAAACCGCCACCGUUGUGGUGGAAGGAAAGGUCUACUGCCAGAGCUGUAAAUACUUCGGGUCAUGGUCUCUCACCGGAGCUGAGCCAAUUCCGGCAGCCAAAGUCAGUGUGAUUUGCAAAAACCAUAAAAAAAGAGUGAGUUAUUACAACACGUUUGUGACAAAUGAAGAAGGGUAUUUCUACGCAGAGCUUAAAGAUUUCAAAAUGACACAUUAUUUGUUGGAUCAUCCUCUUCAUGCUUGCCAUGUGAAGCUUGUGUCAUCUCCUCUUGCAACAUGCAAUCUUUUGUCGAAUGUUAAUAAUGGCAUCAAUGGGUCGCCUUUGAAAUUUGAGAACAAGGUGUUACAUGGGAAGGAUUAUGAAGCUGUUGUUUAUGGCUCUGGACCCUUGGCUUUUCGUCCUUCUAAUUGCGACCCUGAAACUGAAACCUAA
This is a messenger RNA of Lactuca virosa, 525 nucleotides long. NCBI's taxonomy places the organism in Eukaryota, Viridiplantae, Streptophyta, Magnoliopsida, Asterales, Asteraceae. The record is from the annotation of a GenBank genome assembly.